AUGCGUCUUGCGUUCUUUGAUGGCUCGUGUCUUGACGUUCUUUUUGCUGCCCUUGUAUGGUGCCCGCUUGUUUACAGCUCUACAAUCUUCUCAUUCAUCUUCGCGUCUCGCCUUCCCCGCUACUUCAAUCCGACGUUUGCAAACUUUUGGCAUCCGCUUCUGACCACCUACAUCUCGGCGACAGUGUGGUUUUUAGGCUACGGAGCAAUGAAAGGAAAGAGUCUGCUGGAUGUACUGGGAGAAUACCUCAAGACUGGUGGAUUGUGGAACUUCAUCAUGUUCUUCUUGGAACCAGCCAUUAUCUCUUUCGCCUUCGGUCUUUAUGAGAGAAGAGUUCUCCUCGUGCAGAAUGCUGCAGCCAUCAUUGGUGGAUCCUUCACAGCAGCUUUCGUUGGAAUCUUUCUCAUGGCUGGCCUUGCGAGAGCCUUCAACCCCUCUCGCACAAUCAAGCUUGCGCUGCUUCCUCGUGCAACUGCUGCCUUGGCGAUCGUGCAGGCCGGGAUGAUCGGAGCGUCAACGGCUCUCACUACUGUCAACUGCUGCCUUACGGGCAUCGCCGGGGCAAACUUCGGGCCGAAACUUCUUGACUUGUUUGGACAGCGAGACCCCAUCGCUCGAGGGGUGGCGACAGGAGGUGCAGGUCUUGCGCUGGCAUCGGCAGCGUUGGCAUUGAACGAUCCUCUCUCCUUCCCCUUCGGCGCCCUCUCCAUGGCCAUCACUUCGACCUUCGCCACGCUCCUGUUCUCUAUCCCCCAGGUGAUCCAUCUCACUCUCUCAGCUUCCUUUGCUCAGCUUCCCUCCAGUUCUCCAGCUUAG
This is a messenger RNA of Guillardia theta CCMP2712, 816 nucleotides long. RefSeq lists its product as hypothetical. The record is from RefSeq and is a predicted model, not a curated record. The coding region runs from base 1 to 816 and encodes 271 amino acids. The transcript is spliced from 10 exons. NCBI's taxonomy places the organism in Eukaryota, Cryptophyceae, Pyrenomonadales, Geminigeraceae.